This is a messenger RNA of Dovyalis caffra, 210 nucleotides long. Lineage: Eukaryota; Viridiplantae; Streptophyta; Magnoliopsida; Malpighiales; Salicaceae. The record is from the annotation of a GenBank genome assembly.
AUGCGAAUACCGUCAUCGAUGGAUACCUUGGCAAUCAAGAAAGCAGAGACAGGAACAAUGUUUCUUGUUCGGAGGGUAGACAUGGCAAUGUCAACAUUGAUUGCAAUUACAAGUGUAAUGAAGAAGGAGAAGGGUUUUGGUGGGAGAGGUCGGUGGAAGAUAUGGAUUUCGAGGAACUUGAGGGGUUCAGGGCAUCUUUGGAAAGAAUGA